AUGAGAGUGAGUCAAGUGACAUCAACAGUGUUAUCACUAUUUGCAACUAGUGUAUUAGCUUACGAUCAGAAUUUCAAACUUAGAGCUACAAUCAAUGAAGUUGAAGUUUACGUACAAAUCAACCCCGAGACUCAAUAUGCUGAAUUCAUCAGUACUGAUGUUGACCAAAGAUUUAGAUUUACUGACACUAACGAAUUGAUUUUGAAUAAUGAUCAAUCACUAUUGGUUGGAGUGACACCAGCUGAUCUUUAUUUCAAGACUUAUCCAGUUACUCAAGAAAUUGAAACUGACAAUUCAUGGACACUUUCAACCAAUGAAGCUGGUGAUGAAAUUUUGGCCUACAAUAUGCCAAUUUUUGCUUGUGGUGGUGCUGCUCCUUACAGAAUUAGUACCAAUGAAGAACUUGACUGUGUUGCUUUGGGUGAUUUGGUUCGUUUUGAUACAGCUUUGAAUGAAGAGACAGUAGACCCAGUCGACCCAGUUGACCCAGUUGACCCAGUUGACCCAGUUGACCCAGUUGACCCAGUUGACCCAGUUGACCCAGUUGAUCCUACUGACCCAGUUGAUCCAGUUGAUCCAGUUGACCCAGUCGAUCCUACUGACCCAGUUGAUCCAGUUGACCCAGUCGACCCAGUUGACCCAGUUGACCCAGUCGAUCCUACUGACCCAGUUGACCCAGUUGAUCCCACCGACGCUACAGAACCAACUGAUACUGUGCUCCCUACUGAUGCUGUUAACCCAGAAGAGCCAUUUGAAAUAGUCGCUCUUGUUUCUGGAAGCUUGGAAGCUUUUGAUUCAAAUGGUACUCACAUCACCAUUGCUAAUGGAGAAACUGUAAAUUUUGUUAUCGAAAAUAGUUACUUGAAAGUUGGUGAAGACCAGUAUGUGAGGGUUGGGGAUGAUGGCCUUUUACUGGUUGUUGCAUUAGCUGAUGCUACCGCUGGCUGGAGUAUGGCUGGAAAUGUGCUUGAAUUUGAAGUUGCCUUGAAACGUCGUUAUGUAAUGAAACGUGACGAACCUGUUCCAUUUGCAAUUUGUCCAGCUGAAGUGGGUUAUAUUGUUUAUGCUGGUACUGAUACUGGCUGUGAGCCAAUUGAAGUUGUUGCUCGUCAAGUUGAAGCUGAAGUUGAGCCUACUGAACCAGUGGAACCUACUGAGCCAGUGGAACCUACUGAAGGUCCCCAACCAACUGAAGAACCCACUUCUACAGUUACCAGAACAGUUGACGUGCUUGUGACUAUUACUGAAUGUGACGAAGAUUUGGUCUGUACUGAAAAAGUUGAAACAUCCAAGUCAAUCGAGGCUGUUGUUACUGAUGCUCCAGAUAGUGUCCUCACCACCUUGACCAAAGAAACUACAGUCACAGUUACAUCAUGUGAGGAAGACAAGUGUGCCGAAGCUGUCACUGUUAAGAAGACUGUCAUUACUACUUACUGCCCAGCAUCAUACGUAACAGAAACCGUUGUUAUUCCAUGCACUACUGACGUUACUUAUACUGUUGAGGAGUGUUUGACUGAUGAUAAAUGCGAGGUUUACACUACUGAGAUCCACACAACAAGUUACACCACUGUCACCUUGACUACAUACUUGGUUCUCACAGAAGAAGGUGAAGCUGAAGCUACCGAAGCACCAGAAAAGGUUGCUCCAGAGGAAGAAGAAGGCGAAGCUGCUCCAAAGGAGGAGGAAGCCGCACCAGAAGAAGAAGCAUCAGAGGAAGCCGCACCAGAAGAAGAAGCCCCAGAGGAAGCCGCACCAGAAGAAGAAGCCCCAGAGGAAGCCGCACCAGAAGAAGAAGCCCCAGAAGAAGCCGCACCAGAAGAAGAAGCCCCAGAAGAAGCUGCUCCAGAAGAAGUCGCACCAGAGGAAGCUGCCCCAGAAGAAGUCGCACCAGAGGAAGCUGCACAAACUCUUGCUGGUAUUCCAGUAGACCAAGAAGCCGGUGAAGAAGAGUCUUUCGAAAACAGUGGUUCAACGAACGCUUUGAGUUUGAAAGCUCUUGCUGGUGUUGUUGCUAUUAUGAUUCCAAUGCUCUUGUGA
This is a messenger RNA of Lodderomyces parapsilosis, 2037 nucleotides long. RefSeq lists its product as uncharacterized. The coding region runs from base 1 to 2037 and encodes 678 amino acids. The record is from RefSeq and is a predicted model, not a curated record. NCBI's taxonomy places the organism in Eukaryota, Fungi, Ascomycota, Pichiomycetes, Serinales, Debaryomycetaceae. The transcript has a single exon.